Colletotrichum siamense is the source of this 1347-nucleotide messenger RNA. RefSeq names its product Satratoxin biosynthesis SC1 cluster protein 4. The transcript is spliced from 4 exons. Lineage: Eukaryota; Fungi; Ascomycota; Sordariomycetes; Glomerellales; Glomerellaceae. Bases 1 to 1347 code for a protein of 448 amino acids. The record is from RefSeq and is a predicted model, not a curated record.
AUGGCAUCCUUUCAUCGACUCGUGUUGGUGUUGGUCCUGGCCGUCUUGUCCAUCGCGACGGCACAGCAGACAUCCGCAAAUAAACCCAGCUAUCCGGUUUGCGCCACAAAAUGCAUAGCUCAGGCCUUCCAAGGCGGCCUAUGUGCUCCUACAAACCAGACUUGCAUAUGUACAAACGCAGCGUUUCAGUAUAACGUCACGCUGUGUGUUACGGGAACUUGCACGAUUCCCGAGGCUCUCGCUACCAAAAAUGCGAGCCUCACGAAUUGCGGCGCUCCGGUGCGCGACCGAUCCCAGGAAUACGUGAUACUCUCGAAUGUCAUGGCCAUUCUGGGUGCGGUCUUCGUCUUGGCUCGGUUCUCAUACAAGAUCUUCUUCGCAGGCCUCGACAUUGGCUGGGACGACUGGUUCGUCUUGGCCACGUUGAUUGCUGCCAUGCCGAGCGCUAUCAUCACCGUCUACGGAACAACGAAGAAUGGCCUCGGCCGAGAUAUCUACACGUUGACGCCGCAGAUGAUCACCAAUGUCUUGUUCUACUUCUACAUCAUGGCUUGGUUGUACUUUUUGCAGGUGACGCUCGUCAAGUUGGCCAUCAUUUUCUUCUACAUGCGAAUCUUCCCUGCCAGAGAAGUGCAGCGGAUGCUUUGGGGAACAACGAUAUUCAUCAUCGUGUGGGGCUUGGCGUUCGUUAUCACCGCCGUCUUCCAGUGCAAGCCUAUCCACUACUUCUGGACCAAGUGGGACGGGCUACACGAAGGCAGUUGUGCGAACGCCAAUGCUAUCAGCUGGUCCAAUGCCGCUAUCAGCAUUGCCUUGGAUUUGUGGAUGCUGGCAAUCCCGUUAUGGCAACUGCGGGCUCUAAGGCUGCACUGGAAGAAGAAGAUCGGCGUCGCGAUGAUGUUCAUCGUGGGGACCUUUGUGACCGUCGUGAGCAUCAUCCGCUUACAAUCUCUCGUCGAUUUUGCCAAAGGCUCUAACCCAACGAUGGACUUCAUGGAGGUCAGCAUCUGGAGCACCAUCGAGAUCAUCGUCGGAAUCAUGUGCGCCUGUCUACCAUCUAUCCGCAUGAUUCUGGUCAAGUUGUUCCCGUCUAUUUCCGGAUCGACAAUCAGGAGCAAGGGUCGUCAGUACUAUCAACAGUACGGGAGCGAUAAUAGGUCCAAGGCCGCUCGCAGCCAGCCCCGAACAGUCGGCGUGGUUACUGUCGAUAGAACGAGCCCGGAUGUCGAUUCUCAGGACCGCCAUAUCAAGUUUCAGAAGACAUUCACAGUCUCAUACAGCGAUAGCGAUGAAGCUAGCCUUGUGCAGAUGACGGACCUGCAGAGGCCAAGACAAGCACAUCAUUAG